GAAGAGGAAGAAAGGAGGUCUUUUGCUAGAGCCAGAUGAGAAAGGGGAAGAAAAGGCUCAGCAGAAUGAAGAGGAAGAGGAGGAAGAGGAAGUGGAUGAUGUAAAGCAGGUGGAAAGAAACAGAGAAGAAGAAGAAAAAAAGAAAGAAGAUGCUCUUUGGGCCAGUUUCCUUAGCGAUGUGGGACAGAAACCCAAAGAGGGGGCCACCACGCAAGUGACGCAAGCUAAGAAGGCUGAAGAAGAGAAAAGUGGGAAGAAGCUUCAGCAGAAACCAAAAGAGUCUGAGAAGCCAAAAGAUUCAGGAAAAGUGACAAUCACCAAAGUGUUCGAUUUCGCUGGUGAGGAAGUCAGAGUGACUAAAGAAGUGGACUCGACCUCAAAAGAAGCUAAAUCUUUUCUGAAGCAGCAAGAAAAAUGGCAGUCAGCAGCUCCAGCUUCCCUCCCGACAGUCUCUGGCAAACGCCCUGCUGCUCUGAGUGCAGGCAGGUUUGGUCGCUCACUGGGAAAGCCCCACGGGCUGCUCACCUUCCUGCUGUUCUGGGAUCCGUGUUUCUUCCUCUAUCUUACUGGCCCAGGGUGGAG
Molecule: messenger RNA, 582 nt
Organism: Fulmarus glacialis (Northern fulmar)
Lineage: Eukaryota; Metazoa; Chordata; Aves; Procellariiformes; Procellariidae
Product: craniofacial development protein 1-like
Exons: 4
Source: RefSeq, a predicted model, not a curated record